AUGGCUGAAACCUUCGCAUUUAACAUUGUAGAAAAUGACAUCGAAAAACUAAGCAGUUUUUCCUAUGAAGAACUUCGCCUAGCUUGGGGUGUCCAAAGUGGCCUUCAAAAGCUUAGUAAAACGUUGAACAUUGUCAAAGCUGUGCUCUUAGAUGCUGAAGAAAAACAGGCUCUAAACAAUCAGCUGCGCGUUUGGCUACAAGAGUUGAAGGAUGCCUGUUAUGAUGCAGAAGAUGUGUUAGAUGAAUUUGAAGUCGAAGCAUUGUGGAGGCAAGCUCUGAAACAGAGGAGCCUGGGAGACAAGGUAAGCAAUUUCUUUUCAAGCUCAAAUCCACUUGCUUUUCGGUUUAGGAUGGCCCAUAAGAUUAAAAAAGUUACAGAGAGAUUUGGUGAGAUUGCUGCUUUAAAAAACAAUUUUCAUCUCAGUGAAAGCCAUGAUGGCUCUAGGUAUGUCGUGCGCUUGGACAGGGAGACCCACUCCUUUGUACAAGCAUCAGAUAUUAUUGGUAGAGAUGAAGACAAGGAAAAAAUCAUAAAAACUUUGCUGCAAGAUCCAACUGAUGGUGAAGACAUAUCUGUCCUUCCUAUAGUUGGAAUUGGAGGUCUUGGAAAGACUGCCCUUGCAAAAUUGGUGUUCAACGAUCAGUGUGUAGAUAGGCAUUUUGAGUUGAAGAUGUGGAUGUGUGUUUCAGAUGAUUUUGAUUUGAGGCAAUUAAUGAUAAAAUUCAUUAAAGCUGAAAAGGGGGUACUUAACGGAGAUUGUAGUAACAUGGAUUUAAAACAAUUACAAAAAAUCUUACGAGAUUGUUUUGAUGAGAAAAAGUAUUUACUCGUUUUGGAUGAUUUAUGGAACGAGGAUCAUAUCAAAUGGGAUGAACUUAAACAGUUGUUAGUGGGAGGAGGUUGGGGAAGCAAAAUUAUAGUCACCACUCGUAGUAACCAAGUUGCAGAGAUCAUGGGUACAAUCCCAACAUACAAAUUGCAAGGUCUUCCUGAAAAGGAAUCUUUGUGUUUAUUUCUCCAAUUUGCUUUCAAGAAAAGGGAUGUGAAACAAUAUCCAAAUCUAGGAAAAAUUGGGGAAGAAAUAGCCAAAAAAGGCAAGGCAGUUCCUUUGGUUUUGAAAAUACUUGGGAGCUUACUUCUCUCCAAACCUUCGGAACAUGAUUGGAAACUUGUGAGAGAUAGUGAGAUGUGGAAAUUAGUGCAAAAGGAAAACAACAUUUUUCCUGUUUUGAAAUUGAGUUAUGAUCAAUUGCAUUCAUAUUUGAAACAGUGUUUUGCUUAUUUUUCGAUUUUUCUAAAGGAUUAUGAAUUUUAUGACGGGGAGUUGAUCCAAUUUUGGAUAGCUCAUGGUUUGCUUCAAUCCUCCAAUGAAAAUGAAGAACCAGAAGACAUUGUGACAGAGAAGGAGUGGUCUAUGUCAAACUCUUUCAAGCAAAAUAUUACUCAAAGGGUUCGACAUGUGUGCCCUGACAACUCGAAUUUUCACGAGGAAAGCCCUUCUAAAGCCUUUGAUUUUGAUAAAUUACGUCACAUGCUUACAUUUCGAUUCCAAAUAUGA
This is a messenger RNA of Theobroma cacao (cacao), 1560 nucleotides long. Lineage: Eukaryota; Viridiplantae; Streptophyta; Magnoliopsida; Malvales; Malvaceae. The record is from RefSeq and is a predicted model, not a curated record.